AUGUCGUUGUGUAACGAGUUCAAACUUCACGAGAACAUCUUCAUAGAGACCAACGUACAGUCGCCGGACUACGAUGGGGUCGUGUUUAUCCUUUACCCCGACGAGAUGAACGUGGUCCCGCCCAGGGACAUCGGGAGCUUCGUGCACGGGAUACGGAAGCUGGACAAGCACAUCCAGAAGGUCGCGACCGUCUGGAAUUGUGACCACGUGGCGGGCGGGAGGAUAAUCCUGGCGCCGACGGGAGAGGUGACCCCCUACCACGACGCCAAGGUCGUCAAGGACGCGGUGCUGAAGGGCAUGAGGCGGGCACUGGAUGCGGGCGUCAAGAAACCCCUGCUCAUCGUUCAGGAUGCGGUGCACUUCCCCGACGGACAGCUGGUGGGCAUCCUCGCCGCUUUGGAGGCGCUGUACACCCCACUGCAGAUGAGGGAGCGCGAAUUCUCCAGCCCCUUCAUACGUCUCGGCUUGCACGCCGAGGAGAAGAGGACGGAGGACUUCCAGAGGGUGAUAAGGAACGCGAUCGCGUUGGAGAGGGCGCGAAUAGUGGCCAGGGACAUCGGCGGCGGCGACCCCGAGAGGAUGGCGCCGGCCAGGAUUGUCGACUACGUCAGAGAGGCCUUCGACGGCGUCAGCAACGUCACAAUCAAAGUGGUCGACGACGAGGCGGCCAUCGCGAAAGAGUACCCUCUACUGGCGGCCGUUUCGAGAGCAGCGAACCGCGUGGACCGCCACAAAGCGAGGGUGGUCGAGCUCGAGUACAAGCCGUCCGACCUGAGCAGGGUCACGGAGACCGUGAUGCUGGUCGGCAAGGGCGUGACGUACGACACGGGCGGCGCGGACAUCAAGAUAGCGGGCAAGAUGGCGGGCAUGUCGCGCGACAAGUGCGGCGCGGCGGCCGUCGCCGGCUUCGUCAAGGCGUGCUCGCUCCUGAAGCCGCCCCACCUGAAGGUGGUUGGCGUGCUGUGUCUAUGCCGGAACUCCGUAGGCGCGGAUAGCUACGUGUCAGACGAGCUGCUCGUCUCGCGCGGCGGGAAGACCGUCCGCGUGACGAACACCGACGCCGAGGGCCGUCUCGCCAUGGCGGACGCCCUCCACAAGUUGGGCGAGGCUGCCGGUGAGGAGCUCAACCCUCACAUAUACACCGUGGCAACACUCACCGGCCACGCGAGGGCCUGCUACGGCGACAACGUGGCCGCUAUGGACAACCACAGCGCCCGCGCCACCGGCCACUCCGCCAGGCUGCAGUUCAGCGGCGGCAGGAUGGCCGAGGGUGUGGACGUGUCCACCGUCAGGGCGGAGGACUUGGCGGUGAACCUAGGCAAGUGCAGGGGCGACGACCUGGUGCAGUACGACACGGACGCUAAGGCGCGCAACCACCAGCUCGCGGCAGGCUUCCUGAUCAAGGUGGGCGGCCUGGAGGGCAGGAACGUGAGGUACACGCACCUGGACAUCGCCGGGGCGGCCGGUUCUCCCCCGCAGGAACCCACCGCGGUGCCGAUCCUCACUUUGUGCCACGCCCACAAGGUCCUGCUG
Iphiclides podalirius (scarce swallowtail) is the source of this 1533-nucleotide messenger RNA. The record is from the annotation of a GenBank genome assembly. Lineage: Eukaryota; Metazoa; Arthropoda; Insecta; Lepidoptera; Papilionidae.